UCAAGAUGGAACCCGUAGGAGGAAGACCCCAUCGAUAUUCACAACAAAUAUGAUGCAUUCUAAGUAAUGUCUCUGCUGCAUUAAGGUGCAAGAUGUCUUGGCUAGAUGGAGGCUGGAAGUGGCCAGUCCUUGGCCUGAUUCUGUUCCUGGUCACCUUUGGAUCUUUCGGGUUGCUGUGUAUUUCCUACGUCCUGUGCAUUAUAGCAGGUGGCCUUGUAAUAGCAUUUUACCAUGGCCGGCAGUUAUCCAUCACUUCCUUACAGAGUGGCAACAUCGACCUCUGUCGCUCACGCUCAGGUGUGCUAAAGGUGAUGAAGUGCAUGGAAAGCAUGACAAGGAUUAAAAACUUUGACAGACGAAUGACAGGAGCCAGUGUCAUAGAUGAGGCUCUACAGGAGGUGUUAGGAUGUGCGAUGAGGGAUUAUAUCAAGUCCUGGUACCGACAAGUCAGCGAUCAUGACGGCUACCUGCUUGAUAUCCGACAAUGUGUUCAGAAAAUAGCAAUAACAUUUGCAUCCAGGUCAAAAGAUGUGGAUUGGAUGCCAUAUUUUACACAACGUUUAGUGGAUGAUUUUGCAUCUCAUAUACGACUUUACCGACGGGCCAGAGAGCGUGUCAAGAUCUCUCCGAGAGAUGAGGAUUAUGAAAAAGAGAUAGAGACUGCGUUCUUUGACCUGGAGUACAAUAUGGAGAAGAUGUGUAGAGACCUUGUUAGUAUCUCACCGGAGGAUGAGAGGCAAUACCUACAGGACCUUAGUGAAGUUUUACUCUACCUCCUGCUGCCUACUGAAGAUUUCCAAAACAAGACUUUUAGAUAUAUUUUAAGGGAAGUUCUAGUCAACGGCAUUUUAAUGCCAACAGUCGACCUGAUGUCAGAUCCUGACUAUAUGAAUCAAAACAUGUCGUGGCUGUGUAAGGAGACCACAUUCUCUAACGAGACAUUCCUAAACGUUUUGAAAAGUUCUGACAAUAUAGCAGAGCUGGAAGCUGUUAAGGAAAUUACGGAACAAAAUAUAGCGAAAUGGCGGUCACAGGACUCGGGAGGAAGUGACGACUCUGUCGUGAAACAAAACCUGAACAGCCUACUAUUUGUCAAAUCUAUAUGUGAGGGCAGAAUCAAACGUAUAGAAGUUGGGGGUGAAGACCCGGAGCUUUGUCAAGAUAUAUCAGAAUUUUGCAGAGCUAAAAAUAUAUUUGUACUUAGCUUAGAUGAAAUUAUAGAAAACAACAUUGCUUUGGCAGUAUUUAUUGAGUUUAUGAGCAGUGUAGGGGGACAGCAGUACUUAUUCUUCUAUUUAAAUGUGGAGGGUUUCCGGGCAGCAGCAGAGCAGCAGAUAUCGGCAGCCCACCAGCAGGCUAUGGGGGGCACAGCCAUUGAGGCAGACCUGGAAUCUCUACGGCGGGCAGCCAUGAUUAUACACGACCAGUAUUUAUCUGACAAGGCUACAUCCAAAAUAAGGAUUGAAGCUGAUAUUAUUAAGAGGACUUUACAGAAAAUCAAAACUAAAAACUUAUCUGAAGACGUUUUUGAUGAAGCACAGGCCAAGGUGUACCAGAUCCUGCAUGGAGACCAGUACUAUGAGAACUUUCUCCAGAGUAAUGUGUACAUGAAGCUUCUACAGGAACUCGGCCUGAUGCCGGACAGCAAGUCUGAGGAUGGGGACAAUCUUAGUCUGGAUGAUGACAUUUCUACCAAGUCCGGUUCGUCCAUUGGCACAGAUGAUUACAGCUGUGAUAAUCAAGAGGAUGGCAUCGGUGUCGGGGAUACACUGAUGUCUGCCUACAUCUCACAGACAGGUAUAGUGAAGGAGUCGGACAAGUCAGGAAAGUCAUAUGCUGUGUUCGCCAUCCGAGUCACAAGGAAAGAGCAGGACGAUGAAGAUAUACAGGAAGUUUACAGGCGAUACAGCGAUUUUCAUGACCUUAAUAUGUUGGUUCAGGAAAAAUUUCCGGAGUUGCAGGGUCCUCACCUACCAGGAAAAACUGUCUUAAAACAAAUGAACAAGGAAUUUCUUGAAAAGCGACGGAAAGCCUUAGACAACUACCUCCAGACAUUGUUGAACAAGGAACUUUGGGAACAGUAUCAUGGCCUAAAGGAGCUUGUACUCAAAUUCCUGGCUCCAGGAUUGUGGGAAAAACACAAGAGUGAGCUGGCUAGGAAGAUGGACACCAUUGUGAACCCCUUGCGGACGUCGGUGAAAAGAGUAGUGUCCACAGAUGCUUCAAUUGUUGAUGGACUCGGAAAAUUCAUGAAAGGGGAAGGAUCAGUACCUGGCGACAACAGGAGAGGACAAGACAGCAAGGUCGGGGCUAACAUUGACCUGGAAGGAGAUGAGAACAUUCCCCUUAGGAUCAUGCUCCUCCUAAUGGACGAGGUCAUUGACCUGCGGCAAAAGAACCAGUGGCUCCGCCGCCGUAUUGUGGCCAUCCUUCGACAACUCAUCAAAGCUGCAUUCGGAGACAGGAUAAACAAAAAAAUUGUGGAGCAUGUUGAUUUGAUGACAUCUGCUGAACAGAUGGCAGAAUAUGUGAAAACUUUCAGGGAUUCCUUCUGGCCCGGAGGUGUUCUUACAGAGCCGCGUCCCCCACGUUCCCUCCACACCAAGAUGAGGACUCGGGUAGCGUGUAAAGCUAAGAUGCUUGGUAGUGCUCCAGAUGAGAUGCGGACGCUGAUGGGUACAGAAACAAUCAAACUGGGAGUGACACGGAUAUUUGACAUGUUUCAGUACAAGGGUCUCAACAAGAGACUCGUGUAUGUCUGUUUGGAGGGAGUGGUACAGACCCUUUUCCCAGAAAACAAGUUUGUAGAACUUUUCGAAAAGCUACAUUCCCGGUCUAACAGGAAGUUCACCAAAAAUUUUGCCGACAAGUCAGAGACUGAUCCUGUGUUACGAAAACGUCCAGUGCGACGGUGAUUUGUCCGCAGGGAGUCACCUGCAUACCAGAAAUAGGCUGUGAUACAUUCCAACAUUUUUUAUCCCAAGUAUUGAAUAAUAUAUAUAUCAUCGAUAAUGAAAUGUGAUUUUGUGUUAAUGUGCGGUUUUAAAUGUACUGUUAUAUAGUUUAUAGUUAAUGUGAUAUUGUCACCUCCAAAUGUCCAUGUUCGCUGGGAUCAAACUUUCAGCGAAGGUGAGAACAUUUGGAUGGAGGUAGUGAUCUAAUUGUUGAUUUUUAGUUGAAUGAAUUUAUAAUUUAUACAGUUCAAUUGAAAGCAGUCUCAUUAAUUGUCAUAAAAUGUUUGCCACCGUGUAGAAGGUACAGAAAUAUAACACACUGAUCUUAAAAUUUAACAUACUGUAUAGUGGGAUAUUUUAGCCCAUUCAAACUUUCGUCCUUCUUCGGUAAAAUCCUAAUUAGACUAGUUUUAAUUUCGCCCUUCAUAUUUAAUAUGAUGUAUAUUGUGUUGUUUACCAAUGUUCACUGUAAUGAUCGAUUCACUCUCAUUCCAGAGGGUAAAAAGGGAGAAUAUGGCGAAAAUUAAACAGCAGCAAAAAUGUUCAAGUAUGCAGUAUACUAUCAUUGUAUCUGUACAUGUUACAGAAUGUAAAUUUAUAAAAAAAAGUUUUAAAAGAUUUGUAUUGACCUUUUACUUGAAUGGACAGUGCUUUCUUAUAUUUUGAUCAUAUUGUUUUAAGUGAUAUGAUGAAAUGCCCAAUUAAGAAAAAAGCUAUGUGUAUAUGGUAUAUGUUUAUGUCAACCUAUUAGAUAAAACAUUUCCAGUUAUGUUUACUGGCUUUUCAUGAUUUCAGCAUUAACAUAUCUUUUGAUAUAGGUUAGCUUGUUGAAAAAGCAAUGGGUUUAUUGGUGAAGUUUAAAUCUCGGUUAUAUUCAAAUGUGUUAUUCUAGGGGAAAAAAUGCAAAUUUUAGAAAUAAAAUUUUAAUUAACAUGGAUUAUAAUAUAGUACUAUACUUGCAGUUUUAUCUUUGCUGUUGUAAUUGGCAAGCCAUGCAUUGGUUUUGUAUCCAGUUACCUGUCGUCUGUUUUAAAAUUUCAGUAUAAAAUUGCCUGUUAAAGUCAGAACUCAUUCAAUACUCUUUCAGUGAUUUUGUUCAAGGUGGUAUUACAAGAUGACAGUUAGUAAACAUUUAAAGCACAAAAGAAAAUACAUUUUCAAGAAAAAACAUUUUUUGUUUCACUUUAAAUCCAUUAGAAGUGGGCUGUCCACUUGAAAUUUAACAAAUGUCAUAAAAUACAUAAAUACAGUUCACUAUAUAUUCCAAUGUCUUUCCAGUCUUCAUCUCACAGCAGUUUAUCUCUGUGUUUAUAGACUGUCUAGUAGUAGUAGUAGUAGUAGUAGUAGUUUCACCUGAAUAAUUUAAUAAACUUUAUUUAAUUUUACAACAAUUAUGAAACAAGUUUAUCAACUUACAUUCACUCUUGUCGGCCCGGAUGGAAGUGCACAGAGGGUCUUAAUGUGGGGGGAAAUCAGAGUACCUGGAGAAAAUGCACAUGGUCGGGCAGGUGUUCCCAUACCAUUCACGCCCGACCAGGGAAUCAAACCUAAGCUUUCUUGGUGAAAGGCGAAUGCGCUAUCCACUGCGCCACAUGACCACCCUUUAUUUUACCUGAAAAUGUACAUCAAAAUCAUAAAAGUUCACUAAUAAUUUUUCAUCUGAAUUAUAACAGAGUAAUAGGAUAGGCACUAGAGAAUGAACUUCUAACGGGAAUUAAUGGAACUAUCGAAUGAUCCGUGUACAACAUGUUGAUUUAAAAUCAUGCAAUACUGUGUUGAUCACAAGUUUUGUUAAUUUGAUUUUGAAAUAUCACCUGUGUAAUACUGACUUGUAAUGUCGGCUAACGAUAGCAUUCACCGCCACGCAUGGUCACCUGAGAGCUCUGCUUGACUGUUCAUUAUAUCUCUUAAACUCUAUCUGAAUGUUGCUGAGUGGGAUUUGAAUGUGGGAAUUAUUUUGCAUAAUGUUUUACUUGAAGUUAAAUGUCGUAUAUGUUGGUUAUUAUGUGUUAUUGUAGGGUUUUACUCUGUAGAUCAGAGAUAUCUGUGAUUGUCUAUGUCAUUGCUUUCUUUACCAUUACUGAGUUUAUUUACUGAGUUGUGCAAUAGUCUUAUAUAUCUGCUGUAUAAUUCGAUAUAAAAACGCUUUACUGAAUACAAUGAAAUCUUUAACUUUUCUUUGCAUUUUUGUAAGUAUUCUCAGAAGGGUGAAUAGAAAUAUUGAUUUUAACGUCACAUUCCAUUUUGUUCAGCAAGGUGUUUAUUUCUUAAUUUAUCAAUUCAGCAUCAGAUAUAAAUAUGUAAAAACAGCUAGAGUAAUACAGGUACUUAAAUUUCAUUUCUAAAACAAAAUAUCUGUAGUCCCAUUGUCAUGAGACUUCAGAAACGGACUCCAGCAUUAACCACUUUAAGGCCAUUUUUAAAGUAAUUGCUUUAUUAUUUACAUAAUAACUUAACAUUUACAGUGGAAAUGGUAUUUUUUUAUGGGAAUUAAUCUAUUUUUUGUGUAAUAAAUCUAUAAAGGAAAAAAUGCUUGAAUUUUAGGAGUUUAGUUGUAUUUUUAUGGAAAUCAUUUUAUUUUUGGAAGUUCUAAUUUUAAGUUUGAUUCAGAAACAUAUAUAUACAAACCACAUGUAGAGUACAAAAGAAUUUCCAAUGCUUUUCAUUGAUUGGUGACAAUAAUCCAUUGUCAAUGUCUCACCAAUUUAGUUGAUUAUUUGUCUAAUCCUUGUGAUCCUUUUCAUUCUAUUUGAAAGAGAAAGUUUCAAUCUGGACCAGUGAUGAAACUUAAAGUCUGUAUAUGGUAAGGGCUGUUCCAGAAUGAACUGUAUGGGAGGAGUUGGAGGUACUUCUUUACAGACACAACCCACCAAUAUAAAUCUUAUAAAAAUGAUUUAUAUAAGGAAUAAUAGGCAGACCUGGUUUUAACCCCACCACCCAUACUAUAUAUUGAUACAGCUGCCUUCCACCUCCCCCAUAUGAGAAAUAAUUGAAAGCCCUUACUGAAAAGUCAGGGAUAAAAAUACACAUGUGUAGAAAUAUACUCGCCACCUUGUUGCAAGCCUUUUAUUUAAAUUUCUUUUUAAGUUUCACUUGCUGUCUCUUACAAUUGAAAAAUCUGGUGUCCGCCCCGCCCUCUUCAGUAUUCUGAUGCUGUGAUCAGGAACCUUAAUAGUCAGUGUUUAAUAGUGUGAACAUAUGUGUUGAACUAGGAAAACUUAUAAGUAUAUAGGACUCCUGUCUCAUGGGUUCCCAGGAUACAUGUAUAAUUAUUAGAUAUGAUUAUAUCUUACUUCGUGUAUAAUGUUCUGUCCAAGACUAGAAUAUCUUUUCUCUUUUGCUCAAUACCAGAUUUGUAUUAGCAUUACAUAAUUAUUUUUGUUGUUGAUUUAUAAAUUAUCAAAUACGGUAUAUUUACCUAAAAUAGUGGAAUCUAAACUAAUAGUCAUUAGAAUUUUAAAGUUGUUUACUAUAGUUAUCUAUUAUUCAAAAACAUUGGUAUUCUAGAAGGUUUUGCAGCAAAAUGUUGUGCACAGACUAUCCAACUAGUUUCUGGUAAACCUAUGUUAGAUCAUUUGAUUUAGUAAAUUACAGUCGGUAGAUGAUAGAAAUAGAAAUCGUUAUAUUGUUAGCACAUUUGCUAAUAACUUAUUAUAACAAUGGUAUUGCUUUAGAACCCAACUAAUUACUCAAACUCAGAUUAAUAAGAAAAGUUCUUAUGAGUUUAAUUUUUCCUCUCUAACAUCAAAGUGUAAAAAUGUCACCAUUUUUGAGUUGCCAUCACAAUAUAUUUUCAAAUACUUCUUAUAAUGUCAAAAGCAAUACAGUACAAUACAAUGUGAUUAUAAAAUUAGCAUCAGUACUUCAAGCUAUACAGACUUUUGCCUGUAGCCAAGUUCUAUUUAGUGUUUGAAUUUUUCAUCAUGGAAUAAUCAUGUGCUAAAAUGUACUGAUCAUGUGACACUGUUUGUCACUUUUGUUUCUCAUUGUAUUCAAUAUUCUUCACAAGGAUAUAUAUGCACUGUAUUUGAAUCUUGCUUUUUUGCUUUUUUGUCUAUCAUUUCAUCGGAAUAAAUGUUCCCUUGCAAGACAAGAAAUUUUAUUUCUUAAAUGGUGAUUUGAUAAUAAAUAUUCACAUUCCAUAGAAAUAUCUUUCUUUUAAUCAAACAUGAAUAUUUUGUAUGAAAUAGCCAUUUUAGAGUCUAAAAUUUUCUGUCUAGUUUUUCAACCAUCUUUAGUAUCAGUGAAAUGUUUGUGUGUCUCAUCAAAUUCUAUGAUUCUUGAUUGAUUCUUUAUAUAAAUUGAAUCGUUCCAUCAUAUCUGACUGUCACUGGGACCAAUAGAUAAUAGAUUCUGUCCUCUGUUAAUAUUCUUACAAUGAUUUAAGCUCCCCAUCCCCUUUCACCUUAAACUUACAUAGGGCAUCAGAAUUCAAAUUACCCCACCCCCUUACCUUAAACUUACAUUGGGCAACAUAAUUCAAAUUACCCCACCCCCUUUCACCUUGAACUACCCCACCCCCUUCUAGCCUAAAUUUACAUAGAGCAACAUAAUCCAAAUUUAUCUGUGUACACUUGUAAGAUCUCUAGAUAUGUCUGACAAAUUGUGAUGAAAUGAUGAUCUAUUAAUAUUUCUAGGUAUUUUACACUACAAGAUACUGAAAUUAUUUAUCAUCUUUGUGUACCAGUGAAGUUUAUUUACCAAACAUAAAACUGGAUAGUAGAUAGAAUUUGAAAAAGGUGAUAGCAAUGAAAUAUCUUUUUUAAGACAGAUAUAACUGCUACUGUAUACCAGGAAAUUUCUGUCAGUUUAAUUUUCGCCUUAUUCGCCCUCAGUAAUACGGGCAAAUUUUUCACGACAAUGAAAAGAAAUACACAGCAUACUAUAUACACAGCAUACUAUAUAUAAUUAUAACAUGCGAGAGGCAAAUUUAACAUUGCACGAAAACUGAUUCUACUAGUGGAGGGCAAAAAUUUGGCUGAACGAGACGGAACUUUCUGGGUACGCUGUAUAUGACUUCUCUGUCUGCCCCUGUAAAGGUACUUAGACCAUCAUUUUAUGUAAAUAUAUGCAUUUUUAAUUUAUUUCAGUCAGCUUUUACUUGAAUAUGUCUGUAUAAAGUAUGUUCGUUAAAAAAAUCUUUUGUCAUAUCUGUCUAUAUUUCUGAUACAUAGGCGAUACAUAGACAUACUUUGGUCAUGUAAGAAAUUAGUUUACCUUUCUAUGUUUUUUCUAAUUUACUUUUUCAGGAAUUUAAAUUUGAGCCUGGAGUGAUACAUUCUUGUGAAUUUAUUGUUCAUUUUAAAGUGCUGAAUGAUUGUUUAAGUGACAGAAUACAGUAAAUGUUAUUUUAGUGUGUAAGAUUGAAUAUUUAACAUACGUUUUCAAGAACAGUGUUAAUUUACCUGCUUUAAAAGUCAGAAUAUUGAAAAGUAAAUACUUUUAUUGUUAGGUUAUAUUAGUUGUGAUCGCUUCUUAUGAAAUUUUCUUUCCAACUUUUUGUUGUUGUUUUUAACUGGUUCUGAAAUCUCAGAAUGUUGCCGUGAGCAUUUUCUUGUGCAUAGCAAGAAGUUGAAGAACAUUGUGAAACAUUUUUUUUAAAUAACUGGAUAUUAAAAUGGGUUUAAAUAUUUUAGAAUUUUAAAAACAAUAAUGGAACGUUUAAAUCCCAUCAACACGUAAGUUUUAUAUGAAGAAAUGAUUUGAAAUGUCUAUACAAUUUAGAUUCUAUACAAUUUAGAAUUACAAAAUAUAUCAAGCAUGCCAUUCAAAUUAUGAGUAAAAUAGAAGAAAAAUAUGAAACAGUUACAUUUUAUUUUUGAAUGAUAUGUAACCCCUCUAUUUGCACAGAAUUAAUAUUUACACAGCUCUACUGUUUUUCAUUACUGAUUUUUAGUACAUGUAUGUAAUACUUUUAGAUGAUACAAUUUUUCCAAAUAAUCCAGACAUUUUGCUUCUCUUGCAUUAGGCAAAAUUACGACAACAUCUGAUUCACUGGAACAGAAUUUGGACAAGUUCAUUUUAAAGGAACUUUUUUUACAGUUUGUUAUUUGAGAAAAAAGUACACUUCAGAUACAAAAACGCUGAAAUUACUGAUGUUCUCAAAUGUUAAAUUGAGUGCUGUAUAGUAGGGUGCCCUCCCUUUAAUUUAAUUUUACUGUGUAGAUGAUCUUUGCUCAUUCUUUUACAUUAUUCGUACAAGGUAUGUCAUUCAGCAUAUUUUCCAUGACAUACUUUGAAGACACAUACUUCUAUAGAAACAGUUUCUUUUAACUCAUUCACCCUGAAAAUUCAUAAUGAACUAUUCCAACCUUUGAAAUGGAAGAGUUCACAUAAGUCUUCAAGGGUGACAUUGGAUGGGUGUUUGGAGAAAUACUCAAACUUGUCAGUCCACUGUAGUCUACUCGCUGUAAUAAUGUUAUAUUAUGUACCUUUCUACAUACUCCAUUGACAAUGAAGAUAUUUUGAAUGUGUUCAGGUUCUAUUCUUCAUCUUUCUCUGUAAUCCGUUAUGGUCUUUUGUGAUAGCAACUGACAUCAUUUCAUUGUCUCACUGACGGUGAAGUCAAAACAGGGAAGAAAAAGAUAAAAAUGUCAAAGAA
Messenger RNA from Mizuhopecten yessoensis (Yesso scallop), 9555 nucleotides. RefSeq names its product sorting nexin-13-like. Lineage: Eukaryota; Metazoa; Mollusca; Bivalvia; Pectinida; Pectinidae. Gene Ontology annotation, cellular component: early endosome. The record is from RefSeq and is a predicted model, not a curated record. The coding region runs from base 93 to 2915 and encodes 940 amino acids. Gene Ontology annotation, molecular function: phosphatidylinositol binding. The transcript is spliced from 27 exons.